AAUAAAUAAAACAUUUUUGAAACCAAAUUCUCGCAACCAUCUUGUCUUCUCUACACAUGUAUAAGUCUACGUGUCGAUAUUUAACAAGGAAACUGAUAAGCUGCAACAAUCGUCUGUGGAUUUAGUGUAGUGGACGAGUGUACGAGUGUAUAAUGCCUGUGUUGUGCCUAAAAUGUGAUUGGAUUUACUAUUAACAUGCCUAUUAUUAGAGAUAUAGAGCGAGGGCCAGACCAUGAUGAGGCCGCCCAUCCGCUGCUUAACCCCGCAGAGUCUGGUGACUUACGCAUCAGAAUGGCCAGGCCUAGGCAUCUGGGACUGGAUGGCCGCCCACCUCUACCCAAGUUGAUAAUGCCAGACCUGACUCCUUCAUCAGUAGGUUCUACUGUAAACAGUACUCCGAUGAUGGAGUCAGGUGCCAUCGUGCCCAAACCCUGGAGGAGAGGAGAUAGGAGACUGCAGAGGUUGAACACAGAGUUAUUGGAGGCUAUUGAGACACAUGAUCUGGAGGAAGUUGAGAGGUUGCUAAAUGUUGGAGCAAGUCCAAACGCCACCUGUCGUCUUGGCUUCGUAUCAGCCUGUCACACGGCUGCCCUCAUCGGAGGAGACGCCCUGAGCCUCCUCAUCAAGUUCGGAGCUGAAAAACUGAGGAUAGACAAGCUUGGCAGAACCCCACUCCACUUAGCAGCAUGGGCUGGGAAUGCGAGACAGGUUGCUAUACUGUUGGACUUUCCAGAAGAUAUCCAAGAGAGAGUUGGCACAGAAAGCAUGUCUUCAGAAACGGAGGAAGACGUCAGGAAGCUGUGUCCUCUCAUCAAGGAGAUGACGAAUGUUCGCUGUGACCUUGGAGAGGUGGAUGUGACAUUACCGAAACCAUGGAAAGACAAUAUUGAUCAUAAUUGUCGGGAUAUUAAAGGAAGUAUGCCUCUAUUCCAACCUGGUUGGACGCCGCUCCACGUGGCUAGUUCGUGUGCUCGCAAACAUUGCACCCGGCUACUGCUGGCUGCUGGAGCAGACCCUAACAUCACCGAUGUGGAAGGUCGAACACCCCUCGACGUGGCUGGCUACGCGUACUAUUAUGAACAGGACGUCAAUGAGAAGCAUUUCGUAGAAGUAAUAAGAAUGCUCCUCAAAGCUGGUGGAAACUUCAACACAAUGAAGAACACAACCCUAGACAAUCUGGACACUCCAUUACACACUGCGGUGGAGAUCGAGAGCUUGGACGGCAUACAGGAGCUCUUGGAUGCUGGAGCAGUCGUCACCUGUCUCAACAGAGCUGGUCAGACACCACUGCAUGUGUGUGUCAAGAAGAAUCUGGAAGAACAUUUACAGCUUUUAGCAAACUACGAUUAUAUGAACGCGAAUCCACUGCUGGCUAUAGUGGACGUGAAGGAUAAGGAAGGUCACUCAGUGCUGCAGGCCGCCGUGGAAGCUGCCUGGGUGCCAGGAGUCUGCAUCGCUUUGGAGGCAGGAGCUGAUGUCACUUCGAAGGCUAACGACGGAGAAACACCAAUCCACUCAGCAGCUGCACUAGGCAACCUAGACGUACUAAACGAAAUACUCAGUAUUGCUAAACAAAGAGACGCAAUAGACUAUCAAAAUGAAGAAGGAGAAACACCUUUAUACAAAGCCAUAAUCAACGGCCAUGUCAACUGUGUAAAACAAAUACUUAACGAAGGAGCUAAUUUAAAAAUAAUGUUACCAGGAGACGUGAACAUUUUACACGUAGCAUCCGAUUAUGGACAUUUAGAAGUUCUAAGAAUACUUCUAGAGUUUAAUGAAACAGUUACAGAUGCCUUAAUUAACACUCUAACAGCAGGAGAUAGGAGGGGCUUUGGUCCAAUACAUUUCGCAGUUUUUAACAACCACGUUGAAUGCGUAGAACUACUUUUAUCCAAAGGAGCUGAUAUUAGACUAAGAACUACAAGUAAUCCAUACAAAUCUUCAACUCCUUUACAUUUGGCUGCUAUCAAAAACCAUCUAGAUAUAGCUAAGAUUCUGCUCAAAUUUGAUAAGACGACUGUUCAUGAAGUGAAUAGUAUGGGCUGGUUUCCUUUGCACGCGGCUAGUCAUCACGGAAGCAGAGAUGUAAUAACAAUUCUACUUCGCGAAGGAGCAGACUUGUCAGGAUACACAGACGGUCCGAAGAAAUAUAGAAGAACAGCUAUAGACAUGAUAAUAAACAACUUGUCAAAACCAACAGAAUUUAUGGAAGAUGUAUUUGACUCCUACAUUUCAAGCAAUGGUACGGACUUGCAGGAUCAUAAUUGUGAAGUGACCGUGGAUUAUGGGAUUUUGAUGCCAACAGUUUGUGAGAUGGAACAGAUGAAGGUCAUAGAAGCUUUGCUGAAGACUGGGAACAGAUAUGGCCAGAGAAGAUUACUAGUUCACCCAUUGGUAGAAAGUUUUCUGUUCUUAAAAUGGAAAGCGUUGUUGCCAUUUUUCUACACAAUCAUAGGUUUAUAUGCAAUUUUCUUGCUGUCUUUGACCGUGUUUGUGGUAUCAGUAUUUUUGUUCAGAGAUACUCAUGAGAAAAGGCCGCAGUGGUUGGACCCAGCGCUCUGGAGUUAUAUCGUUUAUGCCACGAUAGCCAUGAUAUUAAUACAGGAACUUCUCUACAUGAACGUUAAAAGUAGUAGAUACUUUCUGCAGCUGGAAACUUGGGUCAAAUUCGGAUCUUUAGGUUUUGCAGUGAUACUCCCAUAUACCAUAGUCGUGGUGAACCUGAACGAUGAUGAAUGGCCUCGGCAUGUAGCUACAGUGGCUUUACUGCUGUCCUGGCUGGAAAUGAUGUUCUUACUGUCCCGGUUUCCAAAUUGGGGCUACUAUGUGCUAAUGUUCGGAAAAGUCGCCUCUAAUGUUGUGAAGAUUCUCCUAACCUUCAUGUUCUUAGUGGUCGGGUUUUCCCUCAGCUUCAUGAUACAGUUCCGAUCCCAAAUCCCGUUCGACGGGCCCUGGGCAGCACUCGUCAAAACAAUCGUCAUGAUGACGUCAGAGUUCGACUACGGAGCCUUAUUCGACGAAGAACAUUCAAAAGAACUAGCCACUUCUCUUAUAAUAGUCAGAAUCAUCUUUUUAAUUUUCCUUAUUUUAGCAGCUAUAGUACUCAUGAAUUUGCUAGUAGGUGUUGCUGUUAACGACAUUAAUGAUUUAGAAGUACUAGGUAAUAUUAGAAGGCUAGUCAAACAGGUAGAGUUCUUAGGGACACUAGACACUUUAGUUUACAACAGAUUAUUCAGUGCUAUUCUACCAAAAAGAAUAAACAAUAGCUUGAAGAAUAAACGUAAUGUCCUAUGUGUGAUGAUUCUGAAGCCAGGUAAACCAAGAUGGAAGCAUUCUAGAACAUUGCCAUCAAGGAUAAAAGAUGCAAUUUUCACCAAAGCCCAAGCACAGCAAAAACAGAUAGAAGACGAAUUAGGUUUGCUAACGUUUAAGACGAAAUUAAGUGAAAUGCACGAUGCUAUAAUGGCUAUGAACAAAAAGAAUGAAGAAAAAGAAAAACCUGAAACUAUAUUGAAGUUACCAACUGAUACUAAAGCCAGGGUUAAGUUUGAUGAAGUAGCUCACCAUCUACACGACCUUGAUGAUGCAGUUGUGGAGAUGAAGACGCAAAACCAAGAGUAUGUUGAGGAGUCUAAGUGUGCAAUGGAAGAACUGAAUUCUAAGAUAGAUAGGGUGUCUUUGGAAUUAGACACUAUUAAGCAGUUCUUGUCUAGGUUAGAACGUAAGCUUAGUAGAUGAUUGUUUG
Molecule: messenger RNA, 3745 nt
Organism: Spodoptera littoralis (African cotton leafworm)
Lineage: Eukaryota; Metazoa; Arthropoda; Insecta; Lepidoptera; Noctuidae
Source: the annotation of a GenBank genome assembly